Molecule: messenger RNA, 1069 nt
Organism: Glycine soja
Lineage: Eukaryota; Viridiplantae; Streptophyta; Magnoliopsida; Fabales; Fabaceae
Product: 60S ribosomal protein L6-1-like
Exons: 4
Coding region: 68-766 (232 amino acids)
Biological process (GO): cytoplasmic translation; ribosomal large subunit assembly
Cellular component (GO): cytosolic large ribosomal subunit; ribosome
Molecular function (GO): RNA binding; structural constituent of ribosome
Source: RefSeq, a predicted model, not a curated record
ACUUCUCUGAUUUCAUUUGCGCAUUGAACGAAAAUUAGGGUUUGUAGUGUAGCAGGAACAAGCAGCAAUGGCGCCGAAGGUAACACGCAAGGUUAGCAGAAACCCCGAAUUGAUAAGGGGAAUUGGAAAGUACUCGAGGUCGCAGAUGUACCACAAGAGGGGCAUUUGGGCUAUCAAGGCCAAAAAUGGUGGCGUCUUACCUCGCCACGACCCUAAACCCAAACCUGAAACACCCGCUGAAAAACCACCCAAAUUUUACCCUGCUGAUGAUAUCAAGAAGCCCCUUGUCAACAAGCACAAACCCAAACCCGCUAAGCUCAGGGCUAGCAUUACUCCGGGAACAGUGUUGAUUCUUCUUGCUGGUAGAUUUAAGGGAAAGAGGGUAGUCUUUUUGAAGCAGCUUCCUUCUGGAUUGCUUCUUGUAACUGGUCCUUUCAAGGUUAAUGGAGUUCCUUUGAGACGUGUGAAUCAGGCCUAUGUUAUUGGCACAUCGACCAAAGUAGAUAUCUCUGCUGUUAAUGUUGACAGCUUUGACGACAAAUACUUUGCGAAGGAAGCCCAGAAGAAGAAGAAGAAGGGAGAAGGCGAGUUCUUUGAGGCAGAGAAAGAGGAAAAGAGUGUGUUGCCCCAGCAGAAGAAAGAUGACCAGAAAACUGUGGACGCUGCAGUGUUAAAAGCCAUUGAGAGUGUGCCAGACUUGAAGUCCUAUUUGGGUGCCAGGUUUUCUCUGAAGGCCGGGGUGAAACCUCAUGAGCUAGUCUUCUAGAGGAAAGAGGGGUGUUACUCUUGUUUUUGAUAUCGUGUUUGUUUAUUGAUGCUGGUGCUUAUAGUUGCCCUCUUAUAACAUUCUUGUUAGCAGACAAAUGAAGAACCUAAAAUUUUGUUAGUCAAAUUGUGACGCGUGCUCUCUACCUUUUGUUGAUUGUGUGAAUUUUAGAUAUUGUGUGGACCUUUAGCAUGCCAAAUGAAAAAAAAUUGGAAACAGAUAUACAUGUGGCAAGGCUGGUGAAUGGUACUUGUAAAGAACCGUGGUAGUAGUAAAAUGGGUAUGAACAAUUAUCAUGCAAAA